Erpetoichthys calabaricus (reedfish) is the source of this 5992-nucleotide messenger RNA. Its product is annotated as rab11 family-interacting protein 2. The transcript has 5 exons. Bases 655 to 2217 code for a protein of 520 amino acids. The record is from RefSeq and is a predicted model, not a curated record. Gene Ontology annotation, biological process: regulated exocytosis. Gene Ontology annotation, cellular component: endosome; phagocytic cup. Gene Ontology annotation, molecular function: small GTPase binding. NCBI's taxonomy places the organism in Eukaryota, Metazoa, Chordata, Cladistia, Polypteriformes, Polypteridae.
AUGUAUAUAUUGGUCUUAUUUAUGAUACAGGUGGCAUUCCAUGAAUAAAAAUAACAUGCGUCAAUACACCGCUAACGACUGCUGUGCGGAUCUUUCAGUAUGAACGAGUACAUUGUAUUACGUUGCAUAUGUUUGACCCUAUCGGCAUCCGCGUUGCUGCCUUUUGCCGCUUGCAUUUACCUGAGUGUAAGUGUCAGCACCCGGAAGUUGUCGCGAUGCCGCGCUAGAGCGCAGCUGCAUAGCAACGCCUUGUUGUUUGGCUGCUGAGAUUGACGGCCGGGUGCCGCAGUGACGCGCGCUGAUUUUUUUUUUUUUAAACCUUCUUUACUUGUCGCACGUGGUGUGGGGGUGACUGGUGUGACUUAUACGUCUCCAGACUUAGUUAGUUCCUGCAAUCUGGCACUUUCUACACUUAUUAGAAUGUGUAGUUCUCUUUCCCGCGAGGCCUGUGAUUCUCCAUCGGGCUGGGGCGGUGCACACUGCGGGUGAGGUGGUUCCACGGCGCCGUGAGUAAAUACUACCAUGCGACUGGUCGGAAGGCGACUCCAGCACUGAACGGUGACUUUGAGAAAUAAAAGGGUGUAAGGGCUGCGGCCCGCUUGUCAGAUUGCUGCUGGUGUUGCUGCUGCUGAAGACGCCGAAGACGAGCCAGCCAUGCUGCUUGCGGAGCAGGCGCAAAAGUGGUUCCCCACUCACGUUCAGGUGACAGUCCUUCAAGCCAGAGAGCUGCACGCCAAAGGCAAGAAUGGCACCAAUGACACUUACACCAUCAUUCAAUUGGGCAAAGAGAAAUACUCCACAUCGGUGGCUGAGAAGACUUUGAACCCGGUAUGGAAAGAAGAGGCGUCCUUUGAGCUGCCGGGGCUGCUGCUGGAGGGCAACCCAGAGAAAUACGUCCUGCUCCUCGUAGUGAUGCACAGGUCUCUGGUGGGGCUGGACAAGUUCCUCGGCCAGGUGUCAAUUAACCUGAACGAAAUCUUUGAAAACAAAGAAAGAAGGAAGACAGACUGGUUCAAGUUAGAGUCUAAACCAGGGAAAAAAAGUAAGCAACGUGGUGAGAUUCAAGUCAACAUUCAGUUUAUGAGGAACAACAUGACAGCGAGUAUGUUUGAUCUCUCCAUAAGAGACAAGCCCCGCUCUCCUUUUGCCAAACUGAAAGACAAGAUGAAGGGGAGGAAAAAUGAUGGCACAUUCUCGGACACUUCUUCGGCCAUUAUUCCAAGAACAAGCACGCCCAGGUCUGAUCCUGAACUUUCUGACAUGGACCAACAGCUGAAAUCCAAACCAAAAAAGACAUUGCUUCUGGCACCCCAGCGCCUUUCUGCUGCCCACUCCAUGUCAGAUUUAAUUGGCUCUCAUUUCUCUGGUGACAAAGUGAAGGCAAGCACAAUUGGACAUCCUCCCCUUUUCCGACCUAAGUUGGACUCUAUGAAUUCAAUUGACGAAAGCGGCAAUGUUAAUUCACCUCAUCGGAGAUCACAAAGCGUGGGUACUGCCAAACCAAAUCAAAGCACCAGUCUGGACAGUGAUUAUGCCAUGGAAGUUGAAAAUGAUCCAUUUGGAAGUAUUGGUGCCUCUCUACCCCAAAAGUCUGCCACUCUUCCACGAAAUAAGAACCCAUUUGACUCUGGCACCAGUAUCUCAUGGGACAGUAGCACAGCCAUGUCUUCCAAAGUUACAGAGAUUGGAAAGGAUAACCGGAAAGAGAAGAAAGAAAAAGUUAGCCUCUUGGAGAGGGUAACUGGUAAAAAAGAUGGAAAAAAGAUGGAAAAGCAUGGAAAUGGAAAAUCGACAAGCACUGGGGAAACGCAGGCUCGAAAUCCUUUUAGUGAUGAUCUGCAUGAUGAUGCCGAAACAAAUCCAUUCUCAACAAAUUAUAAGUCCAGUGUAGGAAAGCCUGAAAGUAUUGAAGAUAUGAAAAACAAGGUGGUGAACAGACAUGGUCUAUCAAACAGUAAAGGUGAUCAUGAAAAGAAAGGCAGUACUUUGGAAGGAAAUCCUUUUGGUACCACAGCAUCAUACCGCAAUUUGUCUUUUGAAGAGGUUGUUCAAGAACUGAUCAAACAGAAGGAGCUGGUCAGAAAAAAAGAUGCCCACAUACGUGAACUGGAAAACUACAUUGACAACCUCCUUGUACGAGUCAUGGAAGAAACUCCCAGCAUUCUAAGGGUGCCUUACGAACCAGCCCGUAAAGCGGGAAAAUUUUCUAAACAGUAAUUAUGUGCAAAAACAAACAGAGAAAAUUUUUACUAGUGUGUUUCCUGGGAAGAAGAGGGUGCUUUUGAAUGUAUUGCAUUUUAUUUACUAACCAUUACUUGAUAUAUUUCCAUGCUGCUGCUGCUGUUACUGGUUAACCUUUUUAUAUUGUUGACCAUCUUAGUUGGGUAAGUGGGUAAGUGUUGAACAAAAUCUACAAAUAAUUCUUCUACCCAGUAUUCAGAAUCAAAGCCCACUUGAAAUACAGUGUGCCAUGUUCACAUAAUACAUAAUGUGUGCCAUAUGAGAAUACUUGAUAUAUUGAUGUGGUAACUUUGCCUAAAUGAGUCAUUCGAGUUACAAGUGGAAAAAAAAAUAUUUUGAGUUUGGCAUUCCCCCAUCCCAUCUCCCCAACACUCUUGCUUCUUUGAGGUAAGUAUGAAUUAUAUGUCAAAUUAGUAAGGAAGUCUUUUGCCCUUUAUUUGGAGGAGGGUAAUAGUUCAAGUUUUCAUUGGGUACAUGAGCCAGGUCAUGUUGUAUUGCUAAAUUCUUUUAAAAGAUGUCAAGCUGCGACUAUUAAUGUGCUGCUAGUGUGAAACCAAAAAAAAAUAAAAUAAUAUGUUGACUCAUUAAGAAUCCUUUAGUGAAGUCAACAGUGGGGAGUAGUGAAGCAUAGUGAGUAGUCAAAUGGUAAAAUCUGUUAUCUUUCAGUCAACUCUGUACUGGAGCGUGAACAUCUGUGAUAUUUUGCCUAGAGUGAUAAGGAAAAAUUCCUUAAAAUGUUAUAAAUGAGCAUUUGUUUAAAAUACCAGGGCACUUUGUUUUUAGCUUUUAGAUACUGCCUCCCCAAAUCUCCCAUACAGGUUAAACAGUGAAGCCUAACACACAGUGUAUAUUUUGUUCAGUUGUAUUUUGUACUUUCUACCAGACAGUCUUCCAACAAUAUCCAAUUUUGACUGCCUUCUGCUUCCUUGGGAUAAAAUAUCGGUCUUAAAUUGUUGGCACUUUUUUAUUUUUACAAUAUUUAAAUUUGUAUGUAACCUAAACUCCUGCAGUUAUUGUGUGUGCUUGUAAACUAGCGUAAAACACUGCUUGUAUUUAAACAAAAAUAAAUUAAUAUAUAGCACUAUAUAAUUAUUAACUCAGUAGUAGUAAUUACAAUUAUUUUAGGGGCCAAAAUGUAGGUACGAAGUUAUUUUUCUGUCUAAAUACACUAUAUAAUAAUCAGAUGCUAGACGAGAACAUUAUAGUGUACCUCAAAUAGCUGAUAACAAGUUAAAAGCUUUACAUCAAUGCAUAAACAAUGAGGAGCACUGUUACAGAAAAUGAAGGACAAAUAUUCUUUAAAAUGAAGACAUAGUUAUGUGAAAUAUCAGAUUUUGUCUGAAGUGGAGAAUGAAGUUGAGCGAUCCAGAGACCAAGAUUCAGACUGCACAUUCAGAGGUUCUAAUUUCCAGCAUUCACAGUUACUUGAAUCUUGCAGAAUUAUAUUAUGGUAUAAAUAGUUAACAAUUAUUAAUUUGAUUUCUAAUUUGAAUGAAAUAUUAACAUGUCUUUUCUGGCUUUACUUUGUAAUGCUCGUGAUUGGGAUUUGGAAUCUGAACUUCUUUGAAUUGUACACAGCAUACACAAUGUCUUUGUUUGAAUCUUGGCAUGAUGGUAUUAUGUAAUGGAACAUUUAAUAAGAUAUCUACCAAAGAUAAUUUUUUUUUUUCUUUGGUGAUCUUUAAAUGUGUAAAAUAUUAAUUAAAACUUAAAAAGAGAUUUGCUUACAAGAAUGUUUUCUGUAAAUAAAUAGUCAAAUAUAAUUCAACAGGGUGUACUCCUAUAUGUAAUUUCCCAAACCAAUUCAAGUUUGUAAAAUAAACAACUAAGUAAACAUAUGUAAUUACCCUUGUAAAGCCGACUCUGAACCUCUGGGGACCAGUUAAGCCAUGUUUUCGGGUCCUUGAUCUAAGUAGAAACCAAAUGUUCUAUAUAUGGUCUUCUUUUUUUCUGCUACAAAAAAGAAAGAAAAAACUAUACUGUCAUAAAAAUAUGAAAAGAUAUGAAAUAUGUUCACAUGUGUAAAAAGAGUGAAUAAUUAAGUUAAUUGAGAGCUCAGAAUGAAAUGAAAACCAGACGACCUGGCAAGCUCCAGUGAACCCUUAUUAAAACAAUGUGUAGUAGCAAUUUACUAUCAGUUUUAACAUUAAGAAUGCAUUUUUUUAAUAUACUAAUGAAGAAGGGGUAACAGAAGAAUGAUUUGUUUUUCUAGCUAUAUUGUGUUGAUUUAUUUGUGGUUCGGCACUUAUCUGCCCUUUGCCUUCUACCAAGUGAAACUUUUUUUUUCCUCCGGACAGAUAGUGUAGUACAUUAGAAGUGAAUGUUCAGCACAGACAGGAUGUCUCUCUAAGUAUGAACAGGGCAGUAAAAGACACACCCUGUAAAAAACUGCAAUCUGUCACAUGGAUAAGUGUUACAUUGUGUUAUUGGGAAGGGUAAUCAUCGCCAAAUUGUUCUUUUAGAAUGUAUUUUUUUUUUGAAAUCAUGGAAAUUAUUGCUUCCAAACUGUUUUUUUAUGUUUUAUACACAAUGGAAUGUUUAUACAUAAGAAGUGCAAUAAUGUGUGAUCUCCUUGAAACUUUAACUUUCACUUUAAUAUACAUUUUGAAACAAAGCUAACUGUUAAAGGUGGCUUUAACUGCCUUUCUGUACAAGCAGUUGUUAUUCUAUUGAUUAUCUGUUUAGUUUUUGUUUACAGGAGAACAGUAAUUAAGUAAUCAUGUAACAGUCACAAAGCAGGCACACACACAUGUAUAUCUGUAUACAAAAUGAAUACCAUCAAACGUACACACAACCGCAAAUUGUACAGACUCUGUAAAGUCACACCAUUUCUAUUGUUGCCUUUCCCCACUGAACGUAUACAGUUUUUAAGUGUCUGGACAAUUAAAUCUAUUGUGUGCCUCUGGUUUCUUGUAGGAAUUAUUCUAGUUUUUCUUUAAUUAUACCAAUUGUCUUAUAGGUGCCUGAAGGAUUUAAAUCUUCACAGUUUUAAUUAUAAUCGUGUUUGUGUUCAAGCUCGCUGCUUUCAAAUUGUUGCAGUGCUCCUAGCAGUGUGUUUUAUAAAAAUAACACCAGCUAAAUCCUAUAGUGAAUGAAAUUGCCGUAGAAUGGCAGGCACACAGUGAGCUCUGACUUACAAAUCACUGCCAAUCGAUCACUGCAGGAGGCAUCUUAAGCAUUUAUUAGGUUUAAGCAUAAAGAAGUGUCACAUAAUGAAGUUAAAGUUUCAUGUUGAGCUCAUCUGUAUUCCAGUAUAUGAAGAAGCCUUGCUGCAAUUAAUGUUUCUCUCCGGCUGUAUCAUUUGACAAAGAUGCUUGCCUUGCAGACCUUCAGGACUUUUGACAAGCUGCUCUUCCUUCCUUUUCCUGAAUGGAUUCUGGAUGUUCUACUGAUUUUGAAGUGAACUGCAAUGAAUUUCUUUCCACUUUCCAUCCAACACACUAAAAAAAAAAGUAGUUGGGACUUGACAGCAGUUCAUGCUGUCCUCUUAUUGAUGAAAUGAUAAUAAUGCACUGUUUAGUUUCCCUUUUUUAAGAGUGAUUGUACUUUAUGAAACUGAUGUGCUUGGCAUGUAGCAUAGGUAUAAAGAAAAAUAGGUGAAGCUGAAGCUUUAAUUAGUAGUGAUGUAUAUACUUAAAGGAAUGAAUCAUACAAGUCAUGAAUCACUAUGUUAUGAUUUAUGCAAUAAGCAGAUAUGCACAAGUUAAAAUGUAGCAAUCAUUGAAAUAAACUGUAUUUACUGAAGCACAAA